This is a messenger RNA of Sinocyclocheilus anshuiensis, 1455 nucleotides long. RefSeq lists its product as uncharacterized. The record is from RefSeq and is a predicted model, not a curated record. Lineage: Eukaryota; Metazoa; Chordata; Actinopteri; Cypriniformes; Cyprinidae. Bases 203 to 1144 code for a protein of 313 amino acids. The transcript is spliced from 3 exons.
CAGGGCUCUGGGCGCCUCAUUAUGCAGACACAUUUAAAAGGUCGAUGGGUGUGCGAAUGGCUGCUUAAGGGUCCCAAACAAACCCUGGGGGAGGAGAGUCCAACAGAAGCCAGAAUUCAAAUUCCACAGAAGAAACUGCGCUUAUUGUCAGAGCAGGAUUUACCCUCUCAUUCGUAUAGUGGAGAUCUCCGGAGCGCAAUAUAUGUGGAUAUUUGAAAUGGCCACGAUUACGCGCACACGAGUUUCACUGCUGGUCCUCGCUUUCAUGACUAUUGCUAUAGGAGUACAGUGCCGAUCGCUUCGUACACAGCUUCGCAAGGUGACAUCGUUUCAAGGAGAGCGUAAAAUCCGUAUCGGACACGUCCAGAGACAGAGACGGAGCCGUCGCGAACCUGUAUCCGAGCACGACCACUGCGCCCUCCUGAGCGCCCCGUGGACGGAGAGCACCACUCCGCUUGGCGACUGGGGCCAGAUGUACCGUCUGAAGAUACAAUCGACGAUGAGUGAUGGUCCACGUCGUGCUGUUUUCCCAGAACAACCCCUCUUCAGAUUCGUCAGACGGGUUUAUCGCUGUUGUCAAGUGGGCUACCAUUGUGGAAGUGUCAAGGGAAUACAAGGCGGAAAAGUUGGGGACUACAACAUUGAGUUUCUGCUCGGAGAGGAUGUGCUGUCAGCACCGUUGGAGAAAGCGGAAGUUCAUUUUCACUUUUCAAACCCCCAACACCUCAACAUCCAACCCGUGCUGCCCUCGCUGGAGAAACGAGGGUUCCCUACUAGGUACAGAGUCUGGUUGAGAAAUGGUGUCGUAGAGCUGAGAGUGGAUCUGCUUGCCCUCAUCCAGGCCCUGCAGCUGGUAAUUGGAGGAGCCAGCAGAGGUCCAAGCCUGAUGGAAAUGCAUUGGGUGAGGGGCUUGACCAGACCAGGGGUCGUUGCUCAAAAGCAAAGACCCCCAUCCCUUCAAGACACAGUGCCUGUAGUGUGGGGGGAGGUGAAUGAGAGCAGGGAUGGUGAGGCCCCCCUGCGGCCCACUUUAGAGCUGGGACUGGCAUUACACUGCAGCUUAUUGGAUAAUAUCGCACAGCCCUGUCAAGAUUAUGGUGUACAUCUAGAACAUGCACCCUUUAUCGCUCUGACGUACAGAUAGCAAGACAUGUUCAGCCGUACUAAACGGUGUUUAAGCAAAUACAUUUGGAAACUGCUUCUGUGUCCAGCCAAACACUGUCAAUCCCUAGCGCUCCCCCUUCACAAGUUCUUUGUGGCCAUAAAAUCUCUGUCCAUUCAGUCCACUAACACCUGGUGUGAAUGUUCCCUGGAUGGUUCGCUGUUUUUUAAGAAUUGCUAAUGAUUCCCAUUGUUCUGUGACAAUGGUGCUUCAGCAGAAGCUUACUGUAAUUCAGAGUGGCUGAUGUUAUAUGGAACACUAUGCACUUCAGCAUGUAAAUUCAAUUUAUUAAC